This is a messenger RNA of Solanum tuberosum (potato), 1706 nucleotides long. RefSeq names its product probable LRR receptor-like serine/threonine-protein kinase At4g08850. The record is from RefSeq and is a predicted model, not a curated record. The transcript has 2 exons. Gene Ontology annotation, molecular function: protein binding. The coding region runs from base 108 to 1706 and encodes 532 amino acids. NCBI's taxonomy places the organism in Eukaryota, Viridiplantae, Streptophyta, Magnoliopsida, Solanales, Solanaceae.
AACUUAGUGGUUCAAUUCCAAUUACUCUGGGUUACUUAACUGAGCUCAAAAUUUUGUACCUUUAUUCUAAUCAACUUUCUGGUCUCAUUCCUAGUGAAAUAGGGAAGAUGAAGUCACUUGAGGUUUUAGCCUUACAGAGUAACAAUCUUUCCGGUCCAAUUCCAAUAACUCUAGGUGACUUAACUGAGCUUGAAAGUCUGCACCUUUAUUCUAAUCAACUUACUGGUCCAAUUCCUGCUUCCUUUGGCAAUUUGAGAAAGUUACAAUUUUUGUAUCUCCGUGCCAACAAACUUUCUGGUUCUAUUCCAAAAGAACUUGCAUAUUUGGAUAACUUGGUAGAGCUGGUACUGAGUGAAAAUCAACUUACUGAUCCAAUUCCUGCUUCCUUUGGCAAUUUGAGAAAGUUACAAUUUUUGUAUCUCCGUGCCAACAAACUUUCUGGUUCUAUUCCAAAAGAACUUGCAUAUUUGGAUAACUUAGUAGAGCUGAUACUAAGUGAAAAUCAGUUUUCAGGCCAUUUGCCUGAGCAUCUUUGCCAAGAUGGGAAACUUGAGAACUUCACGGUGGCCAGUAACAAGUUAACAGGACCAAUACCAAGAAGCUUGAGCAAGUGCUCCAGUUUUAAAUGGGUCCGCUUUAACAACAACAGUUUCACUGGGGAUUUAUCUGAAAAUUUUGGUAUCUAUCCAGAGCUUCUGUUCAUUGAUUUGAGCGACAAUGAUUUUCAUGGUGAACUCAGCAGUAACUGGGGAAAAUGCAAAAAUUUAAUUGAUCUGCGUGUAGCCAGAAAUAACAUUAGUGGUAGCAUACCACCAGAGAUUGGAAAUGUCAAAGGACUUCUAGGACUUGAUCUUUCAUCGAAUCAUUUAAUUGGGCAGAUUCCAAAGGAAUUUGGAAAAUUAACCGCUCUAGUUAAUCUUUUUCUGCAAAACAACCGAAUUUCUGGCAAUAUACCUGAGGAUUUUGAGUCACUAACAAAGUUAGAGACCCUAGAUCUGUCAAACAAUAGAUUGAAUGGGUCAAUCCCGAUGUGUAUAGUAGAUUUCGUGCACUUGUUUCAGUUGAACCUGAGCAACAACAAGUUUGGCCAGAAUAUUCCAAAGGAUAUAGGAAGGAUAACUCAGCUUAAUGUACUUGAUUUGAGCUAUAAUCUUCUGGUUGGAGAUAUAACCCCUCAGUUAGCCAAUUUGAAGGUGUUGGUAAACUUAAAUCUUUCCCACAAUGGCCUAUCUGGGCGCAUUCCUCAAGAACUUGAAAGUUUGACUGGUUUGCAGGACGUCGUAUUGUCAUACAAUGAGUUGGAAGGUCCAAUCCCUAAUAAUAAGGCUUUUAUCAAUGCCUCAUUGGAGGGUAAUAAAGGUCUUUGCGGAAAUGUAGCAGGACUCCAGCCUUGUGAAAGGCCGUCUUCUAUGGUGAAGAAGCACUCAAUGGCGAAGGCAUGUAAACUCACCCUCAUCACUGUACUUCCUGUUAUGGGAGCACUGGUACUGCUCUGUGUUUUCAUUGGUGUUCUCUUUAUGUGUAAUAAAAGGAGGAGAGUUAAAGAAGUUGAAAGAAGGGAUGGUGAUGGUUGGCUUUCGAUAUCCAUGUUAGAUGGGAAGGAAUUGUACAGGGACAUCUUAAACGCCACAGAAGAGUUUGAUGCAAAAUUUUGCAUUGGGCGAGGAGGUCACGGAAGUGUUUACAAGGUAAACCUUCAUCAUUAG